AUGUGUUUACACGGUGUCUAUGGAGCCUGGGAAAAGGCAUUGGAGCCUUUGGAACUGGACUUAGAGGCUGUUAUAAACUGCUGUAUGGGCUUCAAAUAUGAUGCCUCUCUUCAGUUGGAUUCUGGCAGCAAUGCAGUGGUUCAUUUCUUCUGUAGCUCUCUCUUUCUUCCUUUCACUUCUGGAAACAUAGCCACUGGUGUCUGCAGUGGUGUCCUCAAGGUGGUCAAUGACAGGAAAGUUCUCAAGUCCUCGACACUGGGAGUGAAGGAACACGUGAAGGCAUGCCUUCAUGCCUUCUGCCUGAGUGAGGAUAAGACCAACCUGGAGGAGCGCAGCACGCGCCUGGUAGGAGAUGUGGGACGGACUGUGGAAGACCCCUACAUCACUUUUGUCAAGGUUCUGACAGAUAAGGACUGCUGCUGUGCUCUCUAUGAUGCAACCUACAAGACCAAGGAGAGCAAGCAGGAGGCCCUGCUGUGUAUCUUCCAGGCCCCGAAGAAUGCACCCCUUAAGAGCAAAAUGUUCUCUGCCAGCUCUAAGGAUGGCAUGAAGAAGAAAAUGACAGGAAUAUAA
Apodemus sylvaticus (European woodmouse) is the source of this 573-nucleotide messenger RNA. Its product is annotated as cofilin-1-like. Gene Ontology annotation, cellular component: cytoplasm; actin cytoskeleton; actin cortical patch. Gene Ontology annotation, molecular function: actin filament binding. The coding region runs from base 1 to 573 and encodes 190 amino acids. The record is from RefSeq and is a predicted model, not a curated record. Lineage: Eukaryota; Metazoa; Chordata; Mammalia; Rodentia; Muridae. The transcript has a single exon. Gene Ontology annotation, biological process: cell motility; actin filament severing; actin filament fragmentation.